This is a messenger RNA of Danaus plexippus (monarch butterfly), 1939 nucleotides long. Its product is annotated as glucose dehydrogenase [FAD, quinone]-like. Lineage: Eukaryota; Metazoa; Arthropoda; Insecta; Lepidoptera; Nymphalidae. Gene Ontology annotation, molecular function: flavin adenine dinucleotide binding; oxidoreductase activity, acting on CH-OH group of donors. The record is from RefSeq and is a predicted model, not a curated record. Bases 74 to 1918 code for a protein of 614 amino acids. The transcript has 4 exons.
AAAAAAAACAUUUUGUGUACAUUAUUUCACAGAAUGUUUUGUUAUAGGGGAAAGGUGAGCGGUAGAUGUAAAUAUGAUGUUCUUUAGAAAUCUGAAGAUAAUUUGUUUAAAGUACCUAUUAAUACAUUUGAGACUGGUGAUUACACAGGCAUUUGGGAUUAAAGACAUAAAAUUAGACACAGUGUUUGUAGAUAUUUUUCAAGAAAGUCGACUAAUGUCUGAAUAUGAUUUCAUUGUAGUUGGGGCUGGAUCUGCUGGAGCUGUGGUGGCAAAUCGUCUGUCGGAAAUAAAAGAUUGGAACAUAUUGCUUUUAGAAGCUGGAAGCGACAGGAACAUAUUGACCGAUAUUCCAAUUCUGGCUGCUGAAUUUCAAUUAGGAGAUCAAGAUUGGCAAUAUAAGACAAGCCCGCAAGGAACAACAUGUCUAGCAAUGAACAACGGCAGUUGCAAUUGGCCUCGAGGAAAAGUUUUAGGCGGUAGCUCUGUUCUAAACUACAUGUUAUACUUAAGAGGUAACAGUAGAGAUUACGACGGUUGGGAGUCAUUAGGUAAUAAAGGCUGGGGAUUUAAAGAAGUACUGCCCUAUUUUAAAAAAUCUGAAGAUAACAAAAAUCCCAACUAUGCUCACACUAAAUAUCACGGAACGGGAGGAUAUUUGACUGUUUCUGACGUACCAUAUCAUACUCGUCUCGCAACAAGUUUUAUUGAAGCUGGAUUAGAAUUAGGUUAUAAAAAUAGAGAUAUCAAUGGAAAAUACCAAACUGGAUUUACUCUCGCUCAGGGGACUACUCGACGCGGAGCUAGAUGUUCUACAGCAAAAGCCUUUUUAGAUACGGCUAAAAAUAGAAAAAAUUUACAUAUAUCAAAACAAUCAUUUGUAACUAAGAUUUUGAUAGAUCCUAAAACUAAAACUGUAUCCGGUGUUUCAUUUGAAAAAAGAGGCAAAAAAUAUGAAAUUAGAAUUAAAAAAGAGGUUAUUUUGUCAACGGGAACAAUAAAUACGCCUCAGUUAUUAAUGUUAUCUGGUAUAGGUCCAAGAGACGAAUUGUCAAAACAUCAAAUACCUAUAAUUCAAAAUCUUCAAGUGGGUAAAAAUCUCCAAGACCACGUCAGUGUGGGCGGCUUAGCAUUCACUAUAAACAAACCGGUUUCUAUUGUAGAAACAAGGAUGCUGAAACCAAAAUAUUUUUUCCAAUAUUUGAUAUCGCGUAAUGGACCAUUUACCAUUUUAGGCGGAGUUGAAGGACUAGCAUUUAUUAAUACAAAGUACGCGAAUGCGUCACACGACUAUCCCGACAUACAGUUUCAUUUUAUACCCGGCGCAACUAACUCCGACGGUGGAAGAAAUUUAAAAAAAGUCCAUGGUCUAACAAAUGAAUUUUAUGAUGCUGUGUUUAAGCCAAUAAACUAUAAAGACACAUGGAGUGUUAUGCCGAUAUUAUUGCGUCCACAAAGUAGAGGAUACAUUGAAUUAAAGAGCUCAAAUCCUCAUGACUAUCCCAUUAUCCAUCCAAAUUACCUAGCCGAAGAUAUAGACUUGAAAACCUUAAUCGAAGGAGUCAAGGCUGGAUAUAAAUUGUCCAAAACAACAGCUUUUAAGAAAUAUAAUUCAGAAUUCAAUAAAAAUAUAUUUCCCGCAUGUAAAGCAAUUAAAAAAUUCACUGAUGAGUUCUGGGAGUGUAUGAUUAGACAGUACACAUUUACCUUCUAUCAUCCGGUCGGAACGGCAAAAAUGGGUCCUAAUUCCGAUCCUAAUGCUGUUGUUGACCCCGAACUUAAAGUAUAUGGCGUAAAAGGUCUACGAGUUGUAGAUGGUAGUAUAAUGCCGAAUAUUGUGAGCGGUAAUACAAAUGCACCUAUCAUUAUGAUUGCAGAGAAAGCAAGUGAUAUGAUUAAAAAAUUCUGGAAAAAAAAAUGAGAAACUAAAUUUAAUUGACGU